AUGGCUGCAGAUCUGGAGGUCCUGGGUUUGAGUCCCGGAGAGGCGCUACCUAACGGCACACUAUGGUUGGGGUCUUUCUCAGCGGCUCAGUAUCGAAGUGACGUCCACGCGGCCGUGUACAGGUGUCGAGCCUCCGGAACUGUGGGCACGGUGCUUUCUAGAGAUAUGCGUCUAGAAGCUGUUAUGGACGUUCCCUGGGAAGUAAGAGUCCAACCAACGCAUGGGGUGUCAGGUGGCUCUGCACUGAUGACCUGUGCACCCUCGGCGCCUGUCCGCAGCCACAUCACUGUGACGAGAUGGUUUAAAGAUGGAGCAGUUCUAGCGCCUAUGGCAGCUGACGCUGGUGGCCGAUACAUGAUAGGUGGAAGCCGCGGCGAUAUUCUGGUGAUUCGAGAAGCUAGACCUGAUGAUGCCAGCUUAUAUUCCUGUGAAGCACAACACGCCCUCACUGGAGAGAAGAGAAGAAGUCCGUCGGCUAUGAUAGCUGUGUCACAUCCUUCCGGAAGUAUGGCGCCGAGAAUUUUGACAAUAUCAGAUGAUGAGACUGUACCGCAAGGAGGGGAUAUACGACUGGUUUGCUGUGCUAUUGGUAGUCCACCACCUACUUAUAGUUGGUUCCGCCACGCCAAUGGUCGCCUGAGCCCAGUAUCCAACAGCAUCAGGAUAUCUGUAUCAGAACAAGUGCUGAUCAUCAGGCGUGCUCAGAUAUCUGAUAGUGGAGUAUGGACGUGUCGGGCUCACAAUCAGUAUGGAGAGCAGCGGCGGGACGCCAGGCUUAGAGUUAGGUCAAGAUUAGUAGUCAGCGUGCAUCCUCAGCUACAGGUAGCAAAUUCAGGUAGCUCAGUGACAUUCAACUGCUCAGUGGAGGGUGGGGAGGCGCGCGUGCGGUGGCUGCACGACGGCGUGCCGGUGGGCGGGGGCGAGCGUGUGUUGCGCGUGCACGGCGUGGUGCGCGCCCACCGCGGCAUGUACCAGUGCUUUGCUGAGAGGGAAUUGGAUAGUGCACAGGCGGCUGGCGAACUGAGGCUUGGAGACACGGCCCCAGAGCUACACUACACAUUUAUCGAGCAAGCCUUACACCCGGGCCCGGCGCUCGCGCUCCACUGCUCCGCCUCAGGCUCGCCAUCGCCACGCUUCACAUGGCUACUCGAUAUGCAGCCGGUAGAGGAACACAACACUGCGCAAAGGAGUAUAUCCCAGUUUAUGAGUCCCAACGGCGACGUGGUGAGCUAUCUGAACAUAACGUCGGUGCGACCGGAGGACGGUGGGCGCUACACUUGCCGCGCGCACAAUACGAGGGGCGCUGUCGAGCACUCGACCAGGCUUAACGUUUACGGUCCGCCGUCCAUCCGCAACAUCGGGCCAGUCCGCGUGGUGGCGGGCGUCAACACUACCAUCUACUGUCCUUACUCCGGAUUUCCAAUCAGUGAUAUCCGAUGGCAACGCGGUGGAGUGGACGUCGGGUCUACGGGUCGCGCCCUCGCGGGCGGCGGCGGGGAGCUGCUGCUGUGGCCCGCGGAGCCCGCCGAUGCCGGCCUGUACUCCUGCAGAGUGACGGCCCCGUCCGGGCAGUACGCACAGAAGGACGUACAGAUAUUUGUUAGAAAUCCACCAAAAAUAGCAGGCUUCACAUUUCCGGCUGAUUUAGUGGAGGGCAGCUCCAUACAAAUACUCUGCGGCAUCACAUCUGGUGACAAGCCGGUGUAUUUCUCAUGGCUCAAAGACGGACUGCAUAUUCCUUCCAAUCUACAGGUACAAGAAAAAUCUUUAGACGAGUUCAGCUUCCUAAUCUUCUCUCAUGUGACGUCGAAACACAGCGGCGACUACACCUGCGUCGCCAGUAACAGCGCGGCCGAGGUCAACCAUACCGCACGACUGGCUGUUAAAGUUGCUCCAUCAUGGGUGUACGAGCCACAGGAUGUGUCAGCGUUGUUGGGCACUCAGAUUCUCGUUCAUUGCGCUACGAAAGGGUAUCCCGAGCCAAGAAUCUCGUGGUUAAAGGCGCAAGGUCCCAGUUCUACCGACUUUCGUCCAUUAAACCGACUAGAGGUGCCGGUGACAGUGCUCGGUAACGGCUCUCUGUCGGCGGCGACGGCGGCGCGCGCGCACGAGGGCCGCUACAUGUGUCGCGCCGACAACGGCGUGGGACGAGGACUGUCUAAGAUCAUCACUGUUUCUGUUAAUGAACCAGCACAUUUUGAGUUCUCGUCGCGCAAUACGUCAGUACGUCGCACGGCGAGCGCCGCGCUGGCGUGCUCCGCGCGCGGCGACCCGCCCAUACAGCUGCACUGGACACACAACACGCAGCGUCUCGACCUCUCCACGUACAGGAUAUCAGUAUCAGAGAAGCGAUCAGAGAGCGGUGCGAGCUCGACCCUGAGCAUUGCGCACGCGCAGCGCCGCGACUCCGGCGUGUACCGCUGUCGCGCUGAGAACGCCUAUGGACGAGACGAGCUCCUUAUAUACCUUGCUGUACAGGAAUUCCCCGAGGCACCACGAGGCUUAACCGUAGUUCGCAAAGAAGGUCGCGCAGCUCACAUAGCGUGGCGUCGUGGGUACGACGGCAACGCGCGGCUGCGCGCUUACCGCCUGCAGUACCGCGUGGUGGGGGACGCCCGACGAGCUGCGGACUGGACCGAUGCGCCCACUAGGGAUCUGUCGCCUGAUUUACUUAUACAAAGGCAAGAAUCACCGGGUGCAAGAGUAGAGAGUGAAACAGAAGAAGGCGAGAAGGAAGGAGAAGGCGACACGGUGCUGGAGUACCGCGUGGACGGCCUGCGCCCCGCCACCGCCUACGCCUUCCGCCUCGCCGCCGUUAACGAUAUAGGGGAUAGUGAUUACUCCGAAUCAGUUAUAGUGCAGACGUUGGAAGAACCCCCGUCUGAACCUCCUCGCAAUGUUGAAGUUGAAGCAGACGUGCCGGGGGAGUUGUUAGUAAAGUGGCAGCCACCAUCCCAAGAGUCGUGGAACGGCGAGCUGGUCGGCUACGCGGUGUGGUGGCGCAGCGACAACGCGUCGCUGGCGCUGACGGUGGCGGGCUGGGGCGCGGCGCGCGCGCGGCUGCCGGCGCCGCGCCCGCGCGCGCGCUACGAGCUGCGCCUGCGCGCCGUCAACGCCGCGGGCGCCGGGCCCGCCGCCGCGCCGCUCGCCGUCACUACGCUCGAAGAUGGCACCUAUAAACCAUUCCAAAAAAAUUUCAAGAGAAAUGAGGGUUGUUUGCUAAGUAUAAAACAUAAUGAUACUGCAGUACCGGAGGCGCCGCCGCAGCACGUGCGGUGCGAGGCGCUGUCAGCGCAGUCGUUGCGCGUGUGGUGGGAGCCGCCGCCGCCGGCCGCGCGCGGCGGCCUGCUGCUGGGAUACGAAAUUAUGUACCAAGAGGCAGACUACCCCGAGGCCGCGUGGGAGCGGCGGCGCGCGGGCGGCGCGGAGGCGCAGCUGGGCGGCCUGCGCGCCGGCAACUACUCCGUGGCGGUGGCGGCGCGCACGGCGGCCGGCGCCGGCCCGCCCGCCGCCGUCUACUGCGCCACGCUCGACGACGUUCCAGGUCCACCAGCCGAUAUUAAAGCAAUACCAAACUCUGAAGAGUCGGUUAUAGUCAGCUGGCUCGCUCCCAUACAGAAGAAUGGCAAAAUUAGGCACUAUACUGUUUACAACAGACCACAGAGAACAGGCCAACAUUCCCACGUAAUGGUGCCACAGACGGACGAAGAGCAAAUGUUAGAAGUGCGCGGUCUGCAAGAACAUCAGCUGUACGACUUCUGGGUGACGGCGGCGACGGCGGCCGGCGAGGGGGAGAUGAGCGCCAUUGUCGCUAGGAAACCGAGUUCUAGAGCCGCAGCAAAAAUCUGGUCGUUCCCGCGGCGCGUGUCGGCGGCGGCGGGCGCGCGCGCGGCGCUGGCGUGCGGCGCGGCCGGCAGCCCGGCGCCGCGCCGCGCGUGGGCGCGCCGCCUGCCGCCCGCGCCCGCCGCCGACGCGCGCCUGCGCCUCGAGGGACACCGGCUGCUCAUACCUAAGCUAGAAGCGAGCAUGUCCGACAACUACACGUGCACGGUGCGCAACCCGUGGGGCGAGGAGCGCGGCGUGUGGGAGCUGCGCGUGGCGGCGCCGCCCGCGCGCCCGCGCCUGCGCCUCGCCGCCGCCGCGCCCGCCGCGCUCACGCUGGCCUGGGACGCCAGCGACGCUCAUAGCUUCACGCUAGAGUACGCGCAGGGCGCGGCGGCCCCGCAGCGGGCGCGCGCGGGCGGCGCGGCGCGCGCGCUGGCGCUGCGGCGGCUGCAGUGCGGCGCCAGCUACCGCCUGCGCCUCGUCGCGCACGGCGCCGCCGGCGCCUCCGAGCCCAGUGACCUGCUCACUGCAUCUACUAGUGGUGGAUUAUCAAAACCAGCGGCGGAAAAACAUCUUAUAUCAAGCAACAGUACCUGCGUUCGCCUGAACUUUCUCACGUGGGACAGCAAUGGCUGUCCUCUCAUACAUUUCGUGGUCUCGAUCAAGAGUUUUGAGGAGACCGCGUGGAGAUCGGAAACAGUGUCAUUGGACGUUCAUCCAACGACCAUGUGCGAUCUGACUCCGGCGACGUGGUACCAUCUGAAAGUGGUAGCGUUGAGUACUGCUGGUAGUACCACUGCUACUUACUAUUUCUCUACAUUGACUGAAGAUGGAGAGCGUAUCCCAGCGCCCGCGAAGUUCCCGGCGGGGGGCGACGAGGCGAGCUCGGCGGGCGGCGGCGCGGCGCUGCUCGCCGCGGCCGCCGCCUUGCUCCUGGCGCUGCUCUUACUCGCCGGGCUAGCUUACAGGAGGAGCACAACGACAUCGUGCUUCAGAAAAGGCUACGAGCAGAGCGGAGUUUCAGAAGAGGACAAAUCGAUAGAAAAACGUGAUAAUAGAAGAAAUUGCCAGCAAGUGUACACUUCCUCACCAAUAAAACAUCCAAACAAAAAAGAACAACAGGAAAUGUACGAGAUCAGUCCCUAUGCAACGUUCAGUAUGUCGGGCGGGUCGACGGGCGCGGGCGCGGGCGCGGGCGCGGGCGCGGGCGCGGGGGGCGAGGCGGGCGGGAACACGCUGCGCACGUUCGGGCGCGCCGAGCCCGCGCCGCUGGCCGCCGCGCCGCCGCGGGCUCACUCGCACCGGUCACCCGCGCAUACAGACGAGUACACACUAUCGCGAGCGAUGACGCUGAUGGUGCGCCGCGCGGAGUCGGACUCGGACUCGAGCGGCUCGCCGUGCGCGGAGUGCAGCUCUGCCGCCUACAGAAUGCCGCUCGCUUCUGCUAAGGCUGAAGAGGUGUUCCGAGCAGUGACGGACUCGAGCGCGGAGUCGUGCGGCGGCGCGGCGCGCGACAAGGCGCGGCGCCGGCCGCGGCGCCACCACGCGCCCGGCGCCGCCAGGUACUCCCGCCCGCGGCCACCACCGCCUAUCUCAAUAAGACUAGCUAAAUGCGCAGGAGAUAUUACCUAUAAUGAAAACAAAUCA
This is a messenger RNA of Brenthis ino (lesser marbled fritillary), 5472 nucleotides long. Lineage: Eukaryota; Metazoa; Arthropoda; Insecta; Lepidoptera; Nymphalidae. The record is from the annotation of a GenBank genome assembly.